UCCCGAUCUCUGCUCAACGUGAGAACUUUGGGUGCAUUCAAUGAAAUCAUGCGUCGACUUCUCUAUGUGCAUGUAUUCCUAUGCUGCCUUUGUAUGGCUAAUCCCUUCUGCCCGUCGCAGUGCACCUGUGUUCUCCAUGGACGUGCUGAUGGAACAGGAUCCAGAUCUGUGGUCUGCAAUGAUCCAGACAUGUCUGAUAUCCCUGUCAACGUCCCCGUGGAUACCGUAAAACUUCGCAUUGAGAAAACUGUUAUACGGCGAAUCCCAACAGAAGCUUUUUACUAUCUGGUGGAACUACGAUAUCUGUGGAUUACUUACAAUUCCGUAUCAUCUGUGGAUACUGCAAGUUUCUACAACCUCAAAGUGCUCCACGAGCUGAGGCUGGAUGGAAAUAUGAUCGCCAUGUUCCCUUGGGAGUCUCUGAAGGAGAUGCCUAGUUUGAGGACACUGGAUCUACACAACAACAGAAUCACUAAUGUUCCGACCGAUGCAAUACCCUAUCUCCUCAAUAUUACCUACUUAGAUCUAUCAAGCAACAAAUUAACUACCCUACCCUCUGAUCUCAUGGAUAUCUGGCCCCCCUUCAAUGGAGUGCCUGUUUCUUAUGCCUCCCAGAAAACUGUGUUAGGCCUACAAGAUAAUCCCUGGUUUUGUGACUGCAAAAUCUCUAAAAUGAUUGAGAUUUCCAAAAUGACUGACACACCAGUGGUUUUGAUGGACCUAUUUCUGACCUGCAGUGGACCAGAGAAUCUGUCUGGUGUCCUUUUUCAGCGUGCUGAACUUGACAAUUGUGUAAAACCAUCAGUCAUGACUUCAGCCACCAAGAUCACAUCUUCUCUGGGCAGUAAUGUUCUUCUGCGAUGUGACGCUACAGGGUUUCCGACACCAAGUCUUUACUGGACUAAGUCAGAUGGCUCCCAAGUCAACAACACAGUCCAGGAAUCACCUGGGGAUGGCAUCCGAUGGUCCAUCAUGAGUUUAUAUGGAAUAUUAUACAAAGAUGCUGGAAACUACAGUUGCAAAGCAAAGAAUUUUGCUGGCAACGCGGAAGCCAAAAUUUCUGUCACAAUUGUUGGUGGCUUUAGUACCACCAUCUCUCCACUGAUUUCAACUGUUGAAACUGGACCAACAAGCCAAGGCACAUUAGCUCCCUCAACGGACAUUCCCAACUCUCCCACCAUCACAUUGACAGAUUUCCCUAAAACAACAGCAACAACAACAACAACAACAAGACUAUCUACUGUCCCUAAGAAGGCAAAAACUACUCCCAGCCCCAUAAUACAGAAAGCCUCACCCAAACAAGGGAAAAUCCAGAAUGGAGGUAAUGGGAGAAAGCUUGCAGCAGAUGAAAAGAGUGAUACUGAUACAUCAGAGUCUGUCAAAGACCUUAAGAUUGUAGAGGAAACAACAGACACUGCAGUUUUACUCUGGACAGCAGAUGGGUUACCAAAUGAUGCCCCACUUACAGUUGUAUAUUCACCCUAUGAUGAAGAUGACAUCAAAGGGACAGUUGAGACUAAUGCUGGCAGUGGGAAAGUGCUCCUUGAGGGGCUGUCACCUGGAAUUAGGUACACAGUUUGCCUUGUAACCAAAGGUAGUGCCGCUGGAAAAGACCCUUGCAUUGAAUUCUACACACUGGACAAUGUAGAAGAUGAUGGGCAGAACCAGCUCUUCAUUAUCAUAAGCGGCAUUGCUUGUGUUUUGGUUUUGCCUCUUAUUGCUCUGUUGCUCUACAAGAUCCUCGCUCUAUACUGCAAGGGACCCAACACGGGUUUAGAUGAAGAGGAGCUUGAAAAAGAGAGCUAUGUCAAGUUUGAGACAAUUUCAAUGAAACAAAGGACCUUGAACUCGCAUCCAACUGAACUUUGGACAAGGAGACAGACUCAAGAUUCUGAGCGGAUGCUCCUGUUCUCCAGGGCAAGCAUUGACUCCCAGAUGACCUAUAAGAGUGAAAAUUCUCGGUCUGAGUAUCUUUGCUGAUGCCAGGAGUUAAUGGCAAAUGCUCAAACACCAU
Larimichthys crocea (large yellow croaker) is the source of this 2014-nucleotide messenger RNA. RefSeq names its product info leucine-rich repeat, immunoglobulin-like and transmembrane domains 3a (gene lrit3a). The record is from RefSeq and is a predicted model, not a curated record. Lineage: Eukaryota; Metazoa; Chordata; Actinopteri; Sciaenidae. Gene Ontology annotation, molecular function: protein binding. The coding region runs from base 49 to 1980 and encodes 643 amino acids. The transcript has 4 exons.